This is a messenger RNA of Paraglomus brasilianum, 1170 nucleotides long. Lineage: Eukaryota; Fungi; Glomeromycota; Glomeromycetes; Paraglomerales; Paraglomeraceae. The record is from the annotation of a GenBank genome assembly.
AUGGCGUACCCUUAUCCACCGACCAAGUCUUUCAACCACAACGACCACUAUGAUUAUCCUGCACAAGCACCAAGCCCAAACCCCCCCUCACCUUAUGGCGAUGGCUAUGCUUACCGAGACGGCUACAAUCCCCAAAACAACUUGUAUCCUCCUAAUGCUCCCUCAGAUCCCCUAUCAUAUCCUCCGCAUCCAAUAACUUCAAUGCCAACACUGCCUUCACCGAACCAACGAACUCCACCGCCUCUUCAAUAUCCUCCUCAAUAUUCUCCAUCAUCUGCCCGCACACCAUCUCCACACCCACCGACGUCUCCUCACCUCCAACCGUCGCCGCAGUAUCCUCCUGUCUUAACAACCGGUUUUAAUUCACAGCCGGCCUCGCCAUAUUCUCCUUCUUCACCAUAUUCGCCUUCCUCGCCAUAUCCACCUACUUCGCCAACAGGGCAGCCAUAUGGACGUGAAUAUGCUCCAUCGGUGCACUCGACGAAAUCGAAUUCGAAUCUAUCGGCGUCUUAUCAUGCGUCUCCUCCAUCUCCUUCAACCCAUUCACGCUACCCUCCACCAUCACCAACGCAUUCUACUCCGAAUGCCAUAGUACCGUCACAUCCAACAAUGGAACCUCGUAAACCAAAAGACAAUGGAAUAGUACCAUCUCUUCCGACAAUGGAACCUCAUAAACACACAACUCAUCCGACCAAGACCGCACCAGCAAUGGUUGCCCCUUCAUAUACAGGUUCGAAAAGAAAGCGCCACAGUGGAUCUUCGAGAAAGCAUGACGAUGACUUUGCGGACUGUUGCUCUGUGUGUGGAUGUAUACGGUGUAGCUGUACAUUCUGUCUCAUAAUAUUUGCAAUCAUAUUUAUUUUGGUUGGAUUUGUCUUGAUUGGAUUCGCAUCCAAGUUGCCAUCAAAGUGUCCAUCGUUAUGUGAGCAUCCUGACAUUAAUAAUGCAAUAACGAGUAGUCCAGUUGGGAACAGCACUGGCAAUGCAGUGAAUGGAGCAAGUCAGACGUGCACUGGAACGUGUACGGUGGCCGUGUAUAAGACAUUAAAAUAUUCUGGUAUCGGCCUACUGUGUAUUGGGAUUUUUAUGGCCGCAUGUGUUGUACUAGGAAUGGUUUGUAGAGUUGGAAAGAGUGGUGGGCGAGGAAGUGGAUGUUGUUAUUGUUUCUGA